Molecule: messenger RNA, 426 nt
Organism: Phytomonas sp. EM1
Lineage: Eukaryota; Euglenozoa; Kinetoplastea; Trypanosomatida; Trypanosomatidae
Source: the annotation of a GenBank genome assembly
CAGAGAGCGAGAGUAUUAAAGAGUCCUCUCGAGGAUUUUUCCAAACUCUUCUUGAUUUGUAGUUCAAGAUUUGUUUGCUAUUGUCCCUCGUUGAUCUGGCUUAUGUCGCAGGAUAGUCAAUACAGGCAUCGACUUUGGCAUCUAGAAGGUCCCACAUUAAGAAUUGACAAUCUCAAAUUAGAACUAUUGCUGGAUUUUGAUCCUCCUUCCUCGUUCCUAUUACCACCCAACUGCCCGCUGAGUUAUGGCCUACGCCCUAGCUAUUGCGUGGCAGCCGCUAGUAGGGCAACGGGAAGCGGCGACACAAGCCUCGCGUGGGGUCGAAGAGGUAUGUUCGGUUGUGUUGGAGCUACCCCCUGGCGUGGUGAAGAUUCGCUGGCCAACGAUUGGCGGGAACUAGGCAUUCCUUUCCUCUCGGAAGAAUAA